Molecule: messenger RNA, 1227 nt
Organism: Ceraceosorus guamensis
Lineage: Eukaryota; Fungi; Basidiomycota; Exobasidiomycetes; Ceraceosorales; Ceraceosoraceae
Exons: 1
Coding region: 1-1227 (408 amino acids)
Source: RefSeq, a predicted model, not a curated record
AUGGACUCAUCGGCCGGCACCGGUACGCCACGCGCCCCCGAGCCCGCAGUUCUAAAUGCUACCGGGAUGAGAAGGUAUGGUCACUAUGGACAGGAGUCAAAUCUCACGCGAAGGAGAGACCCGGCACCAGUCGCGACACCAGCAGUCACGGAGGUCGACGAUGAUCCGAGAAUCAACCAAGUGAGGUUGCAUGCGGAGUCAAAUGUCAGGCAAAGGAGAAUUCCGGCACCAUUCACGGCACCAGUCGCGGGGAUCGACAUCGAUCCUAGGGAGGAACAAGUGAGGGAGCGCAUGCGCCGUCAAUGGAGUGAUAUCUUGCGGGGCACCAGAUGGAGACAGAUGCGCGAAGAAGCGUUGCGAGUCUGCUUGCCUGCCUGCAUCACACGUUCCGUGUCGCAAGAAGUCCAACUGUCCGUCGAGGUGUACAUUCGCGGUCCUGACUUUGAAAAGACCAGCUGGGCGCUCUUCCACCAAUUUGUCAACCCUCUGCUCUUCCCAGACCUGACUCGUCAUUUUCGCAAUCUGGACACAUACGGACAAGUUAUAGAGGGACGCUCGUUCGUCGGUCGCCGCUAUGCCGAGCACCUUCCACCUGACGGGGACCCAAAGGCAGAGGCCUUUUUGCUUCGCACUUGUCAAGCCUAUGUGCUGGCUCUACUUGGUAGCUCCAACUUUGCGGGGCAGGCAGCCCUCUUCUACAAGUUGGGUUUGGCAUGCACACAAACCAUAGUCAUCGCCUUCGUGCUCAUCACCUACAUUUUGGCGAAUUUCUUUUACUCGGGCCGCCACAUCUUUUCAGUCACACAGAGUAUAUGUGCGACGACCUUCGUCGCCUGGUUCUUAUUUUACCAAUGCUGGGUGCCCCUCCCAUCUGAUGAUGUCUGGGACAAUGCCGCGGAUCUGAGGUCCCAGAUCAUUCUCGCCUUGUUAGAGAACGAGGAUCAAUUUGAGCAAGAUCAGAGCUUAAGACCAACUCGCCUCGCCUUUGACGAGCUAGUGCCAGUACCUGACACGCUGGACGAUACUCGAGCGUUCCAUCCCCGAAAGGCCUGGAUGCAUAUGCUGGUCUGCUUGGGAGCAGGGAUUGCUGACGCACUUCGCCGACUACCUAGCAACGGCUUGAUCUCGUUCACCAAUGCCAUCGGCGUCAAUGUGCAACCAGUCAUCGCUCCGACUCUAAGUGAGCCCCAAGGCGCUGUCGUGUCAGAGGCUGCGGUCCCCGAAUGA